Molecule: messenger RNA, 1560 nt
Organism: Arvicola amphibius (Eurasian water vole)
Lineage: Eukaryota; Metazoa; Chordata; Mammalia; Rodentia; Cricetidae
Gene: Stap2
Product: signal transducing adaptor family member 2
Exons: 13
Coding region: 95-1327 (410 amino acids)
Molecular function (GO): signaling adaptor activity
Source: RefSeq, a predicted model, not a curated record
GCUGACUGAGUUAAGGAAACUCCCCAGGAACCUGUUUAUUCGCUUCCUGGCCAGGCUGGGGUUCCUACUGGAAGGACGGGGAUCUGGGCUGGACAUGGCCUCAGCCCUGAGCCCACCCAAGGGCCCCAAGCCCAAAGGCGUGCCACCUUCACACUACUAUGAGAGCUUCCUAGAGAAAAAGGGACCCUGUGACCAGGAUUACAGGAAGUUCUGGGCAGGCCUCCAGGGUUUAGCCAUCUGCUUCUACAACAGUAAUCGGGACUUUCAGGCCCUGGAGAAGGUGGACCUGAGGCUGUUUUCAAAGAUCAAAGAUGAGUCUCCAUGGGGAAGCUCAAAGGAUACCAGCCCUCACUUCAGCCUGGUACUCCGGGACCAGGAGGUCAAAUUCAAGGUGGAGAGCCUGGAGUCUCGUGAGAUGUGGAAAGGAUUUAUCUUGACUGUGGUGGAGCUCCAUGUCCCGUCUAACCUGACCCUGCUGCCCGGACACCUGUACAUGAUGGCCGAGGUUCUGGACAAAGAGAAGGCGAGGCGAGCAGCAGAGGUGCCCUGGUGUUUCCUGCAGGUGAGCCGGCUGGAGGCGCAGCUGCUCUUGGAGCGCUACCCCGAGUGCGGAAACCUGCUGCUGCGGCCUGGAGGGGACGGCAAAGACGGUGUGUCUGUCACUACCCGGCAGAUACUUAACGGGUCGCCAGUGGUCAAGCACUACAAGGUGAAGCGGGAGGGUCCCAUGUAUGUGAUCGACGUGGAAGACCCGUUUUCCUGCCCCUCACUGGAUGCUGUGGUCAACUAUUUCGUGACAUACACGAAGAGGGCGUUGGUACCCUUCCUGAUGGACGAGGACUAUGAGAAGGUUCUAGGCUUCGUGGACUCAGAUCGGGAGAACGGCGAGAGUGUAUGGGCUGUGUCCUCCUCGCGGGAUUCAGGCCCUGCCCCCCUUGCUAAUGUCUCGAAGCCACUCCCACCUGUGCCUGUGUCUGUGUCCAGUCAGGAGGCCAGGCUACCUCUACUUCCCCUGCCUCAGCUACUGGAUCAAGAUGAGAACUAUGUGACCCCCAUUGAAGACUCCCCGGCAGUUGAGUACGUGAAUCAAGACGUGUCUUCCUCUAGUCAUCCAGUCCCCUCAAAGCCCAAGAAGCCAGCGAAGCUUCCAGCAAAACCCCCAAAGCCACCGACCAUGCCCAAACCAGAUCUCAAAGCCAUCACUAGUGUCUGGGCCAGAAAGCAAGGUGGCAGCUCAUCCCAGGAUCCCUUUCUUCUGACAAAGCUGGGGGACGUCACGGCCGAGCUGGAAGAGAAACUGCAGAAGAGGAGAGCACUGGAACAGUGAUCUAGGCCCCCAGGGACCAGUGGACUAUCUCGGGACACAACAGUCCGCCACCAGCUGUCCUCACUGAGGGGACUGGACAUGCCCAACACGGUGAAGAAUCCUGUCCUCCAAACAGUGAAGCAGGGAAGAGCCCUGGGAGACCCGAGGCUAGCCUGAGCCAUAAAGUGAUUUCCACGCCAGCCUUGGCUAGAGUGAGGCCUUGUUUAAUAAAGCAAAACACAAUAAGAACUUCA